Molecule: messenger RNA, 6420 nt
Organism: Plasmodium gaboni
Lineage: Eukaryota; Apicomplexa; Aconoidasida; Haemosporida; Plasmodiidae
Exons: 1
Coding region: 1-6420 (2139 amino acids)
Source: RefSeq, a predicted model, not a curated record
AUGGAAUCAUAUAUAAGGGAAAGUAAAAAACUUACCCUUAAAAGUAAUAAGGGGAAGAAGCUCCUAAGAUAUUUAGAUAUAUCAUUAAAUAAUAAAUCAUUACAUGAUAGUCAUAUAUUAGAACUAGUAAAAAUAUUGAAGAAGAUAAUAAAGAUAGUAUAUAAUACAUACUAUUGUUUAAAUAUUGAUUUAAGUGAAAAUUAUAUAACAUGUGGAGGAUUAAAAACUUUGUUAAAAUAUAUAUUAAAUUAUAAUGAGAAUAUAGGAGUAAAUAUAUUAAAAUUAUAUAAGAAUAGUAUAAAAGAUGAUGGGGCAUUAUUAAUUAAGCAGCUUGUAUAUAUACAGAAAAUUCCUAUGGAAGAGUUACAUUUAUCACAUAAUUUAAUACAAGAUAAUGCAUGCAAAGAAUUAUUAUUAAGUUUUGUUCAGGCAAAAAAGGAUAGUACAUAUGUAUAUCCAAGAUAUGAUAAAUAUCAGAAUCCAUAUAAACAUGCUCAAAUACCUGUAUGGAUACGUUUAGAAUAUAAUUGUAUUCAUAAUCCUAAAGAUAUAUUAAAAGAAGUAGAAGAUUGCGCAAAGAAAAAACGAGGUUAUAAAAGUAAUUUAAUUGUAUGCUCAGCUUUAAAAAGUGAUAAACGAUGUUGUCCAUAUAAAUGUUUAAAUGCAACCAUUCGAAAUACUCCAAUCAUGCAUGUGUAUAUGUUUAUUCAUCAGAAAGAAAAUAUUGUGAAUGGAAAAAUGAAAGAAGAGAAAACUGAUUUCGUUUCUUUAGAAGAUGGCCUAGAUAAAAAUGAAAAGAGCAACUUGAAUAAUGAUAAGAAUGGUGAUGAGAAUAUGUUAAUAUUAGAUAAUAGUAAACAAGGAAAUAAAAAUAAAUUUAAGAAUGCAAAUGAUGAAGAGGAGGAUGACGAAGAAGAUGAUGAUGAAUUUGAAGAAGAAGAAAUAGAUGUUGAUGAGGAGGAGGAUGAUGAUGAGGAUGACGAGGAUGAAGAUGAUGAUGAGGAUGACGAUGAUGAGGAUGACUAUGAUGACGACGAUGACGAUGAUGAAGAUGACGACGAUGAUGAAGAUGAUGAUGACGAUGACGAUGAUGACGACGAUGAUGAUAAUUACAAUUUAAAGGAUAAAAACAAUUUGAAAAGUUUUGAAAAAAAUAAAAAGAUAAAAGGUAAUAAAAAAGGUUCUGAAAAAACAUUUCAUGUAAAUAAAGGAAUGGUUGUUGAUAAUAAUAAUAAUAAGAAGAAUAUAAAUAAUGAGGAGGAUGAAAAAAAUUUUGAUAAAAAGAAAGGUAUGAAUAAGAAAAAGAGGAAAAAGAAGAAGAAGCGUACUAAUAGUUACAAUAAUAAUAAUAAUAAUAAUAGUAAUAAUAAUAUGGUGGGUGAAAGUAAGAAGAAAAAUAAUUUGCCUCAAGAUAAGAAGAAUAGUAGUACAAAUACAUGCACCAAAUUUAUGAAUAAUACUCAUAAUAUAAAUAAAAGUUUUAGUAAUAUAGCAUCUGAUAUAUAUAAUAAGGAUACAAAUAUGAAUUCAUUAUAUAAUAAUGAGAAUAGUUUACCUUUAUAUAUAAUAUUAGAUUGUUCUGCAGUAUUAGAUAUGAAAGAAUUAUGGAAGGACAAGUCUUUUUUACCGUUUAGUUUUCCAGGUUUGUUAUAUUUAUAUAAUAAUAAAUUAUUGAAGGGUAAUACAAUAAAUAAUAAUAAUAGUAAUAAUAAUAAUAAUAAUAAUAAUAAUAGUAAUAAUAAUAAUAAUAAUAGUAAUAAUAAUAAUAAUAAUAGUAGUGGUAAUAAUAAUAAAAUUGGGAAUGACAAUUUUAUUUGUCUCAUGUGUAGUUAUGUUGCCAAUGAACUAAAAAUGGUUUGUCAAAAGAGCGAGAUAAUAAGACAAAAAAUGAUUAACUUGAAAUUAAAUAUCUGGGAUAAACUUUCAGAACUAGGAAUUAUUGAAUUUUUAAGUGUGCCUAAAGAUUUUAAAGAAAAUAAAAAGAACUUUUUAAAUUCUUCUUUUUUAACAGAUGAACAAAUAAAGUUAGCUAAUGAAUAUUAUGACAUUUCUUAUGAAACCUUACAGAUGAUACAAUUUUCUAUUGUAUGGUCAACUUAUAUUUUUAAACUUAGUAAUAAAGAGAUUGUUAUAGAAAAUAAUAAAAAAGAAAUAAAUAAAUCAGAUAUGAAGAAAAGUAAGAAGACCAUCUUUACAGAGGUUUUAUAUUUAACAUCUUCUUCAAAUAUUUAUUCUUUUUUUGAAUAUUUAUAUGAACAAGAUAUUAAUUUUAUAUUACCAUUAUGUGUAACAGUUAAUCAGAUAAAUAAAUAUAUACAAGAAGAACAUAGUUAUAUAAUAGAUAUAUUGAUGAAUAAUUGUAAGCCUGAUAAGUAUAGUAAAUUGCAAUUUAAUAAAUUAUUUUUUCAGCAGUUUAUAAAAGAAAAAUAUUCAAAGUAUUUAAAUAAUAAUACAAAGGAAGUAUUAUUAAAUGGUAAGAAGAAACCAAGCAAAAAUAUAAUGAGCAGCACCAAACAGUUGUCAGGUGAUAUGAUGGAACAUGUAAAUGAAGAAGAACACAUGUUGAAUAACAAUAAAGAUGGUAUAUCACCACAAAAUAAUAUACAUAAUAAUAAUAUACAUAAUAAUAAUAAUAAUAAUAGUGGAAGUCAAUAUUUAAGUGACAAUAUGAGAACGAUGCGUUUAGCAGAUGAUAUGUUGAAUAAUUCGAAUGACAUGAAAAAGAAAAAGAAUAGUAAAAAAUUUUCAGCAAUACAUCAGAUGGUUGAUAAUAAAUCUCCAUCUCAACCAAAUCUUCAAAAUAAUAAUAAUAAUAGUUAUGAUAUUUAUGAUAUAAUAUCUGUGAAAUCUUUUUCAAACGACAAUGUGAACAACCUGUGUAAUGUCGAUAAAAUGAUUAAUGUGCAUAAUAAUAUGUUAUCAUCAAAAAACCCUAAAGAAGAUGAAUUAUUGAAGGAACAUAAUCUAUAUAUGAAGAAAGGUAAUGAAGUGGUUCCUAAUAAUCAAUAUUAUAAUUUAGGAGAAUAUAAUAAAUUAAAUAUGCAAAUGUUAAAUAUUCAAGAUCUAGAUAUAUUAGAAAAGCGAACAGACAUAAAUGAUAUAUUUAAUAAUAGCAUGUCAGAAACGAAUAAAAGUGCAAACAACAAUAAUAAUAUUAAUAGUAAUAGUAGUAAUAAUAAUAAUAUUAAUAAUAAUAAUAAUAAUGGGGGAAUGAAAACAAAUUCUGUAUCUGUUGAAAAUAAUGUAGUUGUUGAUAAUAGAAAUAAUAAGAAAAAAACGGACGGGUUGGAAAAUAUGAUAUAUUGUUCAACCAUUGAAAAUAAAUUGAUGGGUUUAAAUAAUAAUAAAAUGGAAGGUACUGAUAAUAUAAAUAAUGACAACAUAAAUAAUGACAAUAUAAAUAAGAAUAAUAUAAAUAAGAAUAAUGUUGGAGGGGUACAUAAUAUUGAUUGCGAACUUACUACAGAAGAUGGAAUGCUACAAAAAAAAGAGACGAAUAAAGACAAAACAGGAAAUCAAUCUGAUAAAGUUAGUAUAUAUGAAUUAUUAAUAAAUGCCUUUAAUGGGAAGAAAAAGAAUGUCACAAAGAAUGUAAAUGAAAAAAAUAGAAAUGGAGAGAACGAAGAAAGUGUAGGACUAAUAAGUGAAGCAAAUGUUAAUAUGAAUAAUAUGAAUAAUAUUAAUAGUAGUAGUUGUAAGGAUGAGAAGGACGAAUCUGUACUCAUGUCACAAAUAAAAAUGAAGAAUGAACAUUUAAACGAAGAAGAAGAACUUCAGUUGAAAGGUAAAACAAAUGAUAAGGAUAAUGUUAUAAAUGAAAAAAGGAAAAGUAUGAUGGAAAAGAAAAGUAUUAGUCUCAAUAAAAAUGUUAAUAAUAAUGAUAAUCUUUCCUUUUUGACAAACCAACAAGAUGAUAAUAUAAACCAUGCAAAUAAUAAUACAAAUAAUACAAAUAAUUUAAGAAAUACAAUAAACAAAAUGAGUGUAUUUCAUAAUAACAACAUGAAUAAUAUUCCAUCUGUAAAUGUAAUUCAGAAUGAUGAAGAUAAUAGUGUUCUUCUUGAUGGUAACGAAAAUAUAUUUUUUAAAAAAGGUAGUAGCAUAAUGAAUUUUAUAGAUGCUGAUCAUAAUACAACAAAUGUAAUGAAUAAAAUGGAAAGAAGACUAACAAAUAAUAUGAAGGUUGGUCAUAAUAACAUUAUUUCUGAUGAUAAGGAUGAGGAGCUAAUGCAUGUUGAAAAAUUAAAUAAUGGUGAAUUAGUAUAUAUUGGAAGAAAAAACUUAUUAUCAGAACAGUUAUUAGAUCAACAUAAAAUUUUUGAAUGGAAACAUUCUUUUGAAAAUCAUAAAGUAGAUAUAAUGAAUACGUCUAUGUUAUUAGAGGAAUUGAUAUUGAAUCCUACAGUGUGUAAAUAUAUACCUGGUGAAUUAUAUAAUAAAAUAUUAAAAUGUUAUGAGAAGUUAGAUUUUAUGAUAACAAAUUUGAAUAAUAUAAAUGAGGAAAUGGAAACAAUGGAAAAUAACAACAAUAAUAAUAUAAAUAAUAUCAAUAAUAUCAAUAAUAUUAAUAAUGAUCGGGGUGAUAAUAACCUUGACGAUAUUGUCAAUAAUAAUGUUAAGACAAAUAUAUUAAAAAAUGAUAAUAUGAAAACCAUAACAUCUGAGAGGAAUCGAUUAAACAGUUCUGUGAAUAAAAAUGAUGUCAAUAUGAUGUAUGAUGAUUUUAAAAAUUAUUGGGACUCACCACUAGGAAAAAAUAAUAACAUGAAUAAUAUGAUGAGUGGUAUAAAUAAUAUCAAUGGUGUAUCUAAUUCGAUGAAUCUGUCAACAAAAGAACUAAUGAAAAGUUUAUCGAACGGUAGUAUACCAUUAAAUCAAAAAAUGAAUAGUUUGACAUCUUCCUUGCCUCAUGACUUUUUGUUGAAUAAUAAUAAUAACAUGUUGGGUUCUAUGACAAACAAUAAUAAUAAUAAUAUUAAUAGUAAUAAUAAUAGUAACAAUAGUAAUAAUAAUAGUAACAAUAAUAAUAUAAAUUUGGGUGUGGCAACUUCCUUGAACAAUCCAAAUAUAUUACAGAAUCAUUUAAAUAAUUCCAUGUUAAAAAAUAAUAUGGUUAAUAAAAAUUCUGUACCUAAUUUGGCUAGUCAUUUGAAUAACAACAACAAAGUAUCUAAGAGGAAGUCCGCCCUUUCCACAUACAACAAUAAUAUGAAUGAAAGUAAUAACAGUGUGAAUGGUAAUAUGAAUUUAAAUUUGAAUAUGAAUAUGAAUUCGGCAAAUAAUUUAAGUAAUCCAAGUGUCAUGAUGAUGUUGAUGAAUGCUCAGAAUAAUUCUGUGGGCUCGAAUGAAUUAAAUUUUAAUAACAAUAAGAAUAAUUCAAUACAAAAGAAAUAUAUUAACAAUAAUAAAAAUGACAAUAAUAUUAAUAAUAAUAUUAAUAAUAAUAAUAAUGAUAUGACAUUAUUAUUGAAUAGCAUGAAUGAUGUAAGGAUGAAUUCUAACGCCUUAUUAAAUAAUACUAAUUUAUUUUUUCAAGGUAAUGGUUAUAAGAAAGAUGAAUCAAAUAAUGGAAAUAAAAUGAGCAAGGAUAUGAGUCUCAUAAAUAAUACUCUUAUGGGUGUUGAAAUGAAGAAAAAUGAUAACACGAAUAAUAAUAAUAAUAACAUGAAUAAUAAUAGCAACAAUAAUAAUAAUAAUAAUAAUUUUGUUGGAGGUAGAGAUUUGAAGGAUAUAAAAACUCUUAAUAAAUUAUUAUUGUUGAAUAAUAACAACUUGAAUAGUAUAAAAGGAGGAGUCUUAAAUGAAAAGCAGUUAUUAAAUUAUAUAAAUAGUAAUAGUAAUAAUAAUAAUAAUAGUAUGAAUGGAAUGCCGUCUGUGAAUUCUAAUAUUGAUUCAAACCUUUUGUCCUUUCUAAAUAUGACAAAAAAUAACAACAACAAUAAUAAUAAUAAUAACAACAAUAAUAAUAGUAAUAAUAAUAAUAAUAGUAGUAAUAAUGCUGCUUCUGGAAUUAGUUGUAGUGGUAUUAAUAAUAAAAAUCUUAUGAUAAAUAAUCAGAAUCUUAAAAAUAACAACCACAAUAAUAAUAAUAAUAAUGAUAAAUUCAAAGGAAAUCCUUUUAGUGAUUUUAAUGGAAUGGUAACUUCUAAUAAUAUUAAAAAAAUUUUAAACAAUGAAAAUAAUAAUAACAAUAAUUUAUAUAUGAUGAAUAAUAAUAAUAAUAAAACACCUUUAAAUGAUAUUAAUGUGAAAUAUGUAGAAGCAUUGAAUAAUCAAUUUAAUUUCUUAUCAAGAGACAGUAGAAAGAUGGAAACAGAAAAUAAUGGAAUUAACAUAUUAAACUUUUCGAACGAUCUAGAAAAAAAAUCGAAUAAUGCCAUGGUAGAUGUAUGUGAAAAGACCAACAACAAAAAGAUAUAA